AUGACGAUCGCGGACUUUAAGGCGAUGACUAAUAACUUCAACCCGUCUAGCAUGCUGGGAGAGGGCUCGUUCGGCCGCGUGUACCGCGGCGACCUUAACGGGCGCGCCGUGGCGAUUAAGAAGCUCGACGCGGGGUCGCAGCCAGAGGACGAGUUCCUAGACGGGGUGGCAGUGGCGAGCAAUCUGCGGCACUCAGGCAUGGUGGAGCUCAUGGCAUUCUGCUGUGACGGCCCGCAGCGGGUGCUCGUGUACGAGCUGGCAGAGCACGGCAGCCUGCACGACAUCCUGCACGGCCGAAAGCUAGCAAUCAAGACAGAGGAAGCGCCCAUCACGCUCUCGUGGCAGCAGCGCAUGAAGAUUGCUCUGGGCGCAGCGACGGGGCUAGCAUACCUGCACGAGGAGGCGAACAUGGUGCACAAGGGCGUGAAGUCGAGCAACGUGCUGGUGUUUGAGGACUUUACUUCCAAGAUCGCGGAUUUUAAUGUUGCCAAUGAGGCCCCGGACCAGGCGUCCCGCCUGCACUCCGCCCGCGUGCUGGGCACGUUUGGGUACAACGCACCUGAGUACGCGACGGUGGGGCAGCUGACGCAGAAGAGCGAUGUGUACAGCUUUGGUGUGGUGCUGUUAGAGCUGCUCACGGGGCGCAAGCCCGUGGACCAGAACAUGCCGCGCGGCCAGCAGUCGCUCGUGCAAUGGGCGACGCACGGGAGGCUAGCAGAGGACAGGGUGAAGCACUGUGUGGACCCCAAGCUCAAGAGCUCAUUCCCUGCCAAGGCCGUGGUCAAGUUUGCAGCGCUGGCAGCGCUGUGUGUGCAGUACGAGGCGAGUUUCACGCUGGCAGCGCUGUGUGUGCAGUACGAGGCGGAGUUCCGGCCGUCCAUGGGCACAGUUGUCAAGUCACUCCUGCCGCUCACUCAAGAAGGCGCGGAUGGCGAGGACUAA
Molecule: messenger RNA, 942 nt
Organism: Closterium sp. Naga37s-1
Lineage: Eukaryota; Viridiplantae; Streptophyta; Zygnematophyceae; Desmidiales; Closteriaceae
Source: the annotation of a GenBank genome assembly